Molecule: messenger RNA, 1503 nt
Organism: Fragaria vesca subsp. vesca
Lineage: Eukaryota; Viridiplantae; Streptophyta; Magnoliopsida; Rosales; Rosaceae
Exons: 2
Coding region: 1-1503 (500 amino acids)
Source: RefSeq, a predicted model, not a curated record
AUGAUCAUCUCUCUCACCACCACGGUGAGGGCUGCCAGCGGAAGAUGGCAAUAUGUGAUCAACAACAUCGGCAUUGCAGUGAUGCAUAUGUGGUUGUAUAUGUAUGACAGGACCGAUUUUGGUCCGUCAAAUCUAACACUGCCCAACGGUGAGUGCAUUGAGGACCCAAAGGCUCUUGUGAUGAAGAAGGACUGUUCUGCGCAUUCCGCAGUCUACAACAUCACCAAUAACACCAUCCGUCCCCUGACGGUAAAAUUUGAUUUCUGGUGCUCUUCUGGCGCUAUGAACGGCGACGUCGUCCUGGUUCAGACGAGCUGCAACUUCUUUGGCGGCCGGGUGAUGAGAAAGCUUUAUGCAUGUCCAACAUGCGAGUGGCAAGAGAUAGAGGACGGUCUCGCAACCCCAUGUUGGUACGCUACAGACCACGUCCUUCUUGAUGGCCGGCAGAUAAUCGUUGGCGACAGAGGUCAGCCCAAUUAUGAGUUUUACCACCGACCAGGCAUUUCAUUAACCGUUUUUGGAGGAAAUGAUGAGAACAACCUUUAUCCGUUCGUGUUUCUCAACGUCGACGGCAACCUGUUGUUGUUCGCCAAUAACAGAGCUAUUCUCUACGAUUAUAUUGCGGCCAAGGUCAUUAGAGUUUUUCCAACUUUCCCCGGUGGGGACCCGAGGUCCUACCCGAGCACCUGUUCCACCGUCCUCCUCCCACUAAAUUUGACUCAAAAUUACAUCGAGGUUGAGAUUUUAAUCUGCGAUGGAGCUCCGAGAGGAUCAUUCUCCAAGGCACGUGAUGAGGGGGUCUUUUGGGAGGUCCUCAACACCUGUGGUAGGAUGAGCAUCACGAACCCGGACCCAAAGUGGACUAUGGAAACCAUGCCUACGGGUGGCUUGUUGCUGAUCAACGGAGCCUCGAAAGGAACCGCGGGUUGGGAGUUGGGCCUGGACCCAGUUCUUAACUUGGUCCUCUACUUGCGUGAGAAGCCCAUUGGGUCUAGAUUUCAGAUACAAACACCGGACUCCACUCCUCGCAUGUAUCAUUCCACCGCCGUAUUGGUGCCAGAUGGACGAGUUAUUGUCAAAGGCAUCAACCCUCAAGACAAGUAUGAGUUCAGUAAUGUUUUGUACCCAACUGAGUUGAGCGUGGAGGCGUUUCCACCAGAUUAUUUGGAUUCGAGCUUCGAUUCUCUGCGGCCGACGAUAGAAUUCCCGGCACCGCACUUUACAAUCAGCUACGGGGAAAAACGGGCUGUUGUAUUCUCUCUUGGUGGUGGGAAGGCCACGCGUCUUGGAUCAUUUUCGCUCACAAUGGUCUCGCCAUCGUUCAAUACGCACUCGUUCUCCAUGAAUCUGCGACUGCUGAUUCUAUCUAUCGAAAGUGUGAAGGAUUUGGGAGCUUCGAAAUUCCAAGUGAUUGUUAAUUUCCCCGACUCGAAGACUCUAGCAUCCGUAGGCUUCUAUAUGCUCUUCGUGGUCCAUGAAGGAAUUCUGAGUCCGGCAUUGUAG